Pectinophora gossypiella (pink bollworm) is the source of this 893-nucleotide messenger RNA. It is a transcript of the gene Prosalpha4, whose product is annotated as proteasome subunit alpha type-7-1. NCBI's taxonomy places the organism in Eukaryota, Metazoa, Arthropoda, Insecta, Lepidoptera, Gelechiidae. The transcript is spliced from 3 exons. Gene Ontology annotation, biological process: ubiquitin-dependent protein catabolic process. The record is from RefSeq and is a predicted model, not a curated record. Gene Ontology annotation, cellular component: proteasome core complex, alpha-subunit complex; proteasome core complex; nucleus. Bases 99 to 848 code for a protein of 249 amino acids.
GUCACAACACUAGUUCUACUCGAUUUGUUUGAAAGGUCGCUUGUGAAGUGAAGCCGAAUUAAAAGCGUUUUUUUGUUAAUUUACGAAAAUAAGGAAUAAUGUCGGCCCGUUACGAUCGAGCUAUCACUGUAUUUUCACCUGACGGUCAUUUGCUGCAAGUUGAAUAUGCUCAAGAGGCCGUUCGCAAAGGAUCCACCGCCGUCGGUGUUAGAGGAGCUGAUGUUGUAGUAUUAGGAGUAGAGAAGAAAUCUGUGGCUAAACUGCAAGAAGAAAGAACUGUGAGGAAAAUCUGUCUACUUGAUGAUCAUGUUGUUAUGGCGUUCGCCGGCCUGACGGCUGAUGCUCGAAUCCUGAUUAACAGGGCACAGAUUGAAUGCCAGACGCAUAAGCUAACAGUUGAAGACCCUGUCACACUGGAGUACAUAACCAGAUAUAUUGCUGGACUCAAACAGAAGUACACUCAAAGUAAUGGUCGUCGACCAUUUGGUAUCUCUUGUCUGAUUGGAGGAUUUGAUUAUGAUGGGCUUCCUCACUUGUUCCAAACUGAGCCAUCUGGUAUCUACUAUGAGUGGAAAGCAAAUGCAACUGGAAGGUCUGCUAAAACUGUCCGUGAGUUCUUGGAGAAAAACUAUACUGCAGAAGAAGUUGCUGCAGAAAAUGGUGCUGUCAAGCUUGCAAUCCGAGCACUUUUAGAGGUUGUCCAGUCGGGCCAGAAGAACUUAGAGAUUGCCGUAAUGCGACGUGGUCAGCCUAUUCAAAUGUUAGAUGCUGACACAAUCAACUCCUAUGUAUCCGUCAUUGAAAAAGAGAAAGAAGAAGAAGCUGAGAAGAAAAAGCAGAAGAAGUAAUAUCAUUCUGUAAUUUUUUAUCUUAAUACAUGGUAUAAGGAAUCA